AGUUCCGUUGGGUUCUCCGACCAGCUUGGAUACCACUGCUCGUGCUGUCUGCUACUGCUCAUCUCAAUCUGCUGUUAUUGCUGUUUCUACUACUGUUUUCAACCUACUACUGUCAUUGUUGCUGCAAUUGUUAUUGCGGCUCCUGUUGCUGCAGCUACUGCCGCUGCUGUUAUUGCGGCUCCUGUUGCUGCAGCUACUACCGCUUCUGUUAUUGCUUUACUGCUGCUGUUGAUGUUGCUGUAGCUGCUACCGCUGCUGUUAUUACUUUCACUGAUACUAUUGCUGUAGUUGCUGCUGCAGCUGUUAUUGUUUUUACUGCUGCUAUUUUUGUAGCUAUUACUGCUAUUGCUACCUCACCUGUUUCUGCUGUUUACUGCCAGUACUACUGUUUUUACUUCUACUGCUGGUGCUACUGCCAUUACUGCAGCAGCAGCUGCAGCUGCUGCUGCUGCUGCUACUGUUCCUGCUGCGCCUACAACACAUACACAAGAUCUGGGACCGCAGGACAGUGGAUACCGGAUGUAAUGAACGAUACCGUUGGGAAGCUAAUACCAGACGCUCACUCUGCGGCAGACAUCUGACUACCUCUUAAGGCAGAAUCAUUAGCAAGUUGGGAAUAUGAUGAAGUAACUGACAUUUCAGAGGAAAGUCAGCCACUUCAGCAGGCUUCAUACCAUAGUCUUGUACAGGGUGAGAGAGCAAUCUCCACUCAUCAUCUGAAAGUUUCUGAACAAAUCUCUGGGAGAGGAUCAACUUUUGUGGAACAUUCAUCAAAAGAGAUAUUAUCACACUCAAGUAACACUUCUCUUCCACAAAAGAAGGUAAUCAUGACAACACAAGAAAAUAAUGAACGUAACUUGGAACUGGAUGGAACAGUUGAGAGCAUUCAUUCAGCCUUUCAUGAGGGUCCCUUGGAGCCCCCUUCAGCUAGUGUUGAUGAGAAUGGUGGUAGUAGUAAUGAUGUGAGGAGAGAGGAAGGGGAGGGUGAAACUAUGGAUGGCUCAAUAGAAAAUGCUGAUGAGUUUCCUCCAGGACCCUCCCAUGCUCCCCCUCCCCCUCAUCUUGCUCCCACCUCCCCUCUUCAAGAUCAUCCCCGCUACCAUAGGGGGGCAUCUCAAGUUGAUGAAAUUGAUGACGACGGCAUGGGUGAAUUGGCCGAUUUAGGGGAAUUAGGUGGAAUGACAGGUCCAGGACAACCAAAGCCUCUUGCUCAUCCACCAGGAAUGCCAGGUAGAGGAGAUGAUGAUGAAGAAGACGAGGAUGAAGAUGAUGAUGACGAUGAUGGUCAGGCUCCACCCCCUGAGGGAGCCUAUGAUCCAGCUGACUAUGAGCAUCUCAGUGUCAGCUCUGAAAUUUCAGAAUUAUUUUCCUAUAUCACUCGUUACACACCUCAGGGCAUUGAAUUGGAGCACCGCCUCAGACCUUAUAUUCCUGACUACAUCCCUGCUGUGGGUGAUAUUGAUGCUUUCAUCAAGAUCCCACCACCAGAUAACAAGCCAACCCUUGUGGGUCUUGAAGUUUUAGAUGAGCCAAGUGCCCGCCAGAGUGAUGCAACCGUGUUAGAUCUUCAGCUCCGGGCCUUGGCAAAACACACAACUGCCAAAAGCACGUCAGUGAAAACAGUUGAAAAUGCAGAGAAGAAUGCAAAAGUUGUAGAGAAGUGGGUGAGGGAUAUAAGUGAACUGCACCGUACAAAACCUCCCCCAACUGUCCACUAUAGCAAGCGUAUGCCUGAUAUUGACUCUCUAAUGCAAGAAUGGCCUGGUGAAGUUGAAGAACUUUUAAAGGAAAUCAGCUUACCAACAGCUGCCUUACAGUUGGAUCUUUCUGCCUAUGUUGAUAUUAUUUGUGCUACCUUGGAUAUUCCAGUUUACAAGAGUAGAAUUCAGUCUUUACAUGUGCUGUUCACACUUUAUUCAGUUUUCAAAAAUUCAGCACACUUUAGACAGUUAGCUGAAGACAAUUACAUAGAAAAUGACGAAUCAACAGCUGAUCGUCUGGUGAUCCAGUAGUGUGUUUGCAAAUGUAACCUUGUUCAAAAUCUGAAUACCCAGUUGCAUUCCCAUUCUUGACAUUUGCAAUGCAUUUGCUAUUUUAAGCACCAAAUGCCACAGAAUUUUUUUUUAGGAAUAAACAGUAUUGUUAGUUCUGUUUUACUGAUGAACAUGUAAAAUGGAAAAAAUCAAUCCACUAUGCUGCACUAAAAGUAAGCUGUGAGUUACAUGGAUUGUAUUGUUGCUCAUGGAAGCUGCAUUUGUCUUUUUGUCACACUGACAACUGUAAGAACAAAUUCAUUACAUCAGUGAUGUGGAUCAAAAUUUCGAAACUGAAAACCCACUUGUACUACACUUUUUUUUAUAUAACUAGUUAUUCAGCACUAUGAUGCAAUUCAGGUUUAGCACACAAAAUGAACACAAUAUACACUAUGGGGAAGCUGUGAACUAGGCUUUCUCCCCCAGUUUCAGUAAUGUGUCAUAAUUCCACAUAAAUAUGUCUUUGAUAAUUUGAUCACACCACUGUGCUAACCCCUUUUAAAAAUUUCUACAUAUCUGGGACCAAUUUCAUGGGUGGUUCUACCUUCAUUUUGAAUCUUUAGUGCUAAACCUGUAGGGGUCAUUAUACACUUGGGGAAUGAGGCAUUUUGGUUUGAUCUAAGGAAGGAAAAGGCAAGUCCAGUUCCCUGGAUCAAGAGCACCUCACUGGCAUCAAGGCUUGAUGGACCUGCCUCUUACAGUCAACUAGAUGGAGAGUACAACUGAAAAAAAAAAUUACUAUAUCUUGAGAUAUCUAAAUAAAAGCUUUAUACUAUAUAGUAUAUUAAAAGCAACAUAAA
Cherax quadricarinatus is the source of this 2833-nucleotide messenger RNA. RefSeq names its product intraflagellar transport 46 (gene IFT46). The record is from RefSeq and is a predicted model, not a curated record. Gene Ontology annotation, biological process: cilium assembly; intraciliary transport. Gene Ontology annotation, cellular component: centrosome; motile cilium; intraciliary transport particle B. Lineage: Eukaryota; Metazoa; Arthropoda; Malacostraca; Decapoda; Parastacidae.